AUGUUUGUAUCGAUGAUGGCGUUCAAUGCGCAAGUGUCAGAUCCACGCGUUGGUGGCACGUACAUGACGUUGCUGAAUACGCUGAACAAUCUUGGCGGUAACUGGCCUGUCACUUUGGUUUUAUCUGUCACAGAUUGGUUUACGUGGAAGGAUUGCGUCGUCAAAGGAAGCAAAGAUGUGCUUUAUACAUGCAAUACGAAAGCUCUUGCCGAUCAAUGUUCUGCUGGUGGUAAUGUAUGUGAAGUGGCGAUCGAUGGCUAUUAUAUCUCAGUUGCUGUAUGCUCCGUAAUUGGUCUCAUAUGGUAA
Molecule: messenger RNA, 306 nt
Organism: Cooperia oncophora
Lineage: Eukaryota; Metazoa; Nematoda; Chromadorea; Rhabditida; Trichostrongylidae
Source: the annotation of a GenBank genome assembly